AUGGCGUCCUUCUUGCUUGAUCACUGCCUUGUUGAGACGCAAGAGGCCAACUACUGCCGCCAGUACAUAGACCAGUCGACACAACGGCGGCCUAUCAACCAUGAACACAUCCUACAGCACAUUCCCAGAGCAGCUUCAUCUUUCGGCCCACUGGCGACCCUUUCAACACUGCUUGAGGCUAUCCCAGGACCGUGGCCUGUACUCGAGCUCCAAAGAACACAUACAGCAUUAUGGAGACUUUUACCAGAAGAGGCAAAGGCUGGCCGUGCCACUACGACAGCACACCGACUCAUAGAUCACAGCCUGCAACAGUGCAAGACAUCAUAUGCGUCUUUACUUGACCUUUACCACCCGGAGUCAUCUAAUAUUGCAAUCGUGGAUCCGGAGACUGGACGUUCAGCAUACCACAACAAGCUUGCAACCUCGAUCGCCAACUUCCGACUGCCUCUGCAUUCGGUUCCUGGUCAACGGAAACCGGUCGUCGCCAUAUCACUACCUAAUGGACCGCUACUUGCUAUGACAGUGCUGGCCACUGCUGCAUACUACACCGCUGCCCCUGUCGCCCACGGAAGUGGAGUCGGCAAAGAACAGUUCAAGGCUGAUGUACUUCAGAGCAAAUCGAACCUGGUCCUCGCUUGCAUAACAGACGUUGAGCGUCUCGGCCUUCGCGACGCAUGGCUGAAGGCAGCGAACAUCCCGGUGCUACUAGUCGACCUGGCUGACGACUUCACCCUCAUCUUACAUAAUCUGGAAGGACGCGAGGUCAAGCCCAAUACUAUAGCUCAGCCAGUCCCAAAUACCGCCGAUGAUACCGGUAUCAUGCUCUUCACAAGCGGCACAAGCGGCACCAAGAAGCUAGUACCCCUCAGUAUACACUCCAUGGUCUGUGGAGUAGCAAUGGUUGCAGAGUCUUGGGGUCUAUCAGAGUCCAUGCGAUGUCUGAACCAGAUGCCCCUCAACCAUGUCGGAGGUCUUAUCCGCAACCUUUUCGCACCCGUUUUCACUGGCGGCUCCGUCAUCUGCUGCAGUGCAUUCGAUGCAAAUCUAUUCUGGGAUUGUGUAGAAGACUACGCGCCGACUUGGUACUAUGCAUCCCCGAGUAUGCAUCAAGUGAUCCUGGAGGCCGGCGCAGCUCGACCGGAGAGCAUAGCAAAGAGUCAGGUCAGGUUGAUUUGCAACGCUGCCGGCGGCCUUGUACCAAGUCUAGCCAUCCAGCUCCGCGAGACAUUCUCUACCCGAACCAUCGACUGCAUUGUCCUGCCAAGCUACGGUAUGACCGAAUGCAUGCCGAUCUCCACACCACCACUCGACUACCGACUGGAGAAGACCGGAACUUCUGGUGUCAGUGUUGGACCAGAGAUUGGGAUCCUCGACGGUCGGGAUCGCAUUCAGAGUUCGGUCGGCGAAGUUGGUCGCAUUGCUGUUCGAGGUGCUCCUGUCUUUGGCGGCUAUCUCAAAGACAACGACAUCAUCGACAAGUCUUGCUUCACGCCCGAUGGCUGGUUUGACACUGGAGACAUGGGCUACCUGGAUGAUGCUGGUUUCCUGUACAUCACUGGCCGAAGUAAGGAAGUCAUCAACCGUGGUGGUGAGCUCAUUUCCCCGUUCGAGGUCGAAGAAGCGAUUGUGGCGGCAUCUUCAGAUUCAGAGUCUCCAACUUACGGCAAGAUCAGCAAAGCUCUCGCGCUGUCGGUCACCCAUGAUGUUCUGCAAGAAGUCGUUGGUAUCGCUAUCGCGGUCCCGACCGGUGCUAAGAGACCAUGUCUGCGAAGCAUUCAGGACUCAGUCAAGGGUGUGCUCAGUCAAGUCAAGGUGCCAGUACUGGUGGUGUACAUGGAAGGCGGCGUACCCACGAACAACAACAAAGUGCUGCGAAUAAAGUUGGCGGACAGACUGGGCUUGCCCACGAUCUCCGAUAGUACACCUCCGGCAGGACGAUACUUCGAAGCCGAUUGUCCGCCUCCGAACACGCCGCUAUCACAGAAGAUACAAUCUCAGCCACUCAAAGUUUCACAUCAAGAUCUUCAUGAUGCAUGCGCAGAACUGACACCCGAUUGUCUCGAAUACCACAUCAAAGAUAAUGACUUCUACCCUGAGCUCAUUCUGGGGCGCCGGAACAGCACAGACACACCAACUGAAGGUCUAUCCCAACACCUACUGAGAAUGCUGCCAUCUCAGUUGAAUGGCUACAGCGUGCCAUCGAAGGUCUCUGAGCUAGAUGAGCCACUGCCACGAGGCGUGUUCGGCGACGUAGACGAAGUGGCUUUGGACAAAAAGCUCAACUCACGUAAUCAGUCAUCAGGACCAAGCGGCGACCUGUCUCCAUUUGAGGCCACGGUCUGUCGCGUCUUCGCUGACGUAUUGGCACUCCCAGCGAGCGAUCUCGAUGGCGAUUCGGAUUUCUUCGAGCUCGGAGGCGACAGCAUGGGCGCGGGUCGUCUGCUGAACGCUCUUCGAAAGGAGUACCCGCUACGACUACCAAUUAACAUACUCUUCACGAACCCGAAAGUGCAUCAGCUGGCACAGGUCAUUCAAUACAAGCUACCGAAAGAUCAUGGGAAGCCUCAAGAGCAGACCAUUGUCUGCGAGCCCGAGUUCCUGCCAGGCUGUGAGCAAACUUGCAGCUCGACCAACCCACUUCUCAUGGCCAUGCAACUUCUCCCUCUGGUCCUUUUCAUUCCAGCCCGUCGUGCGAUGACAUGGACUGUCUUCCUGUACAUACUCACGGAAACACAACUCUGGGUCACCAACAGGAGCAUUCCCGGUCGUCUUCUCGAUCUAGUCAUCGCCAUCAGUGUCGGCGGUGCAGUGACCAGGAUCAUAUCUCCGAUUGUGGCGAUCCUCUUCAAGUGGUUCAUGAUUGGCAAAUACCAGGAAGGUCUCUACCCAAUGUGGGGGUCAUAUCACAAUCGCUGGUGGAUGACACAAAAGGUCGUGCAAUGCUGUGGUCUCGGUGUCUUCAGCUUGUUCAACUGGACUAGGAUCCUUUACCUUCGACUCAUGGGUGUCAAGAUCGGCAGGAAUGUCGCUGUCCAGAAGGGUAUUCAAUUUGGAGAGUACGACUUGAUCACAAUUGGAGACAAUGCUGUGCUUGAGCGGAGCAAGGUUCGACCUUUUGCUGCUGAGCGCAACACUUCCAUGUACCUGGGACGCAUCCAUAUCGGUGCCAACGCGUCGAUAGGAGUUUCAUCUUUUGUGGCAGCUGGUACGACUGUGCCUGACAAUGCUUGCAUUGGCCCCAACUCUUCCAGCUGGGAGGUAAAGGAGGGCGCAGACGAAGCCAACCGCGACUUGUGCUCAUCCAAGAUCCCAGACGCGCACUGGACACUCGAGUGGAUCGUCGGCAAACCUCUCGAACUCUUGGUCAGAUUCUGUGGAGCGAUACCAUGGCUUGGUUCUCUCGUUGCUUUGGUCAUUCACGAGCCAGAAGAAGCUAAAGACCAGCUUAAGGGGGUCAUCAUGUGGUUCGCUUCUCCAAACCGUGUUGGCUUCCAUUACCUAGCUCUGGCAGCUAACCUCGCAUUCGGACCCUUUUUCUUUUUCUUCGUGGUUCUGAUCGUCAAGCAUUUUAUCGACUUGUGCUCCGGAGGCAAGAUCCAGCCAAGUCAUGUUGACAACCGCUCAGCUUGGACCCAAUUCAGGAUGCAAUGGCUUCGCACCGUCAUGCCUGCACUGCGAUUCCACAAGCUUACUGAGCUAUUUGGUACACACUACGAGGCGACUUCGGUAUUUGCACGCGCUCUUGGCGCGAAGGUCGGCAGUCAUGUCUACUGGCCAGGUACAGGACCUUCGGUACAAGACUGGGAUUUGCUUGACAUUGGGAAUGACGUUGUGUUCGGCUCUCGCUCACACAUGGUCACCUCCGACGGCACCAGCAGUGAAUACAUCAAGGUCCGCUCAGGUGCCAUGAUUGCCGAUCGAGUCGUUCUUCUCCCAGGCGUCGAAAUUGGAGACAAAGCUGUAAUGGGCAGUGGUGCCAUGACGAGACGCAACAAAUACUACCCACCAGAGACGACCUGGGUAGUCAACUCCACCGACUCUUCGCCCAUUGAAGGACCAGGCAAGCUCUCUCUCAACUACAAGCGAGCCUCUCUCAAGCAGACAGGCGCCGAUAUCUCUGGAUUCAACUCGACUAGCACUACGCUCGCGUUUGGCGAAACGGCUCCUAACUCAGAGACGUCCAGCAUGAUCGACUUCCAAUCCCGUCCAGGUACCUCAGUCCCACUCGUCGACAUUGAAAAGUCCAAGGAAAUCAACACUUCUGUUCGCCCUCUGCCAAACUCCCGCUCGAACACGGAUUUGUCUGAGUCUGAGCAACGCACACCUGCCGAAUCCUCGUCGCCUUUUAGCAGAGCAUUCUACGAAGGUAAAGCCUCUUACCGGGUCUGGGGACCGUUCACGAUCUUCUUCCAUAGCACAAUCAUCAUAGUGGUCAACGGUGUCUUCUGGAACAUUGGAUCCGUCUCGGCUGUUCAGGUUGUCUCCUGGUUCUACCGACAUCACGAUAACAACGUCAUCGCAUACUUCUUCCUCGAUCAGAGGUGGUUCAGGCCUAUGUCUUUGUACGUCUUCGUCUUAGCUCUAAUUAUCGGCAUUGCGACACUCCAGGCGAUUGCUGUGCUGAUCUUCAUCAUUUGCGCCAAGUGGGUCCUCAUGGGCCGACGCAUGCCAGGGAACUACGACUGGGACAAGUCAUCAUAUUGUCAAAGGUGGCAGCUGUUCAUGAAGCUAGAGACAUUCCGAAGGCAUUGCUAUGGAGGCCAUGGAAUUCUUGGACUUCUCACCGGUACGCACUGGCUUGUGCUGUACUUCCGAGCUCUAGGUGCGAACAUUGGCAAAGAUUGCUCGCUUUUCAGCUCGGGUCUGCCGAGCUUGAUGUUCACAGAGCCGGACCUCAUAACCCUGGGCGAUCGUGUCGCUGUCGAUGACGCGAGUGUUGUAGGACACAUCAAUACAAGGGGCAAGUUCGACCUCAACCCGCUGAGCAUUGGCUCGAGGUCCGUCCUCCGCAGCGGAUCGCGUCUGUUAUCAGGAGCCAACAUGGAGGACGACUCAUGCCUGCUUGAGCAUACUCUUGUCAUGGCUGGAGAUGUCGUCGAUGCUGGCACGACCAAUCAAGGAUGGCCAGCAAAGGAAUUCACUGGCUCACGGAUGCCAACAAUGGAGGCGAGGAGGUAUUGGGGCGUCAAGUCUGUUUAG
This is a messenger RNA of Fulvia fulva, 5199 nucleotides long. Its product is annotated as Oxalate--CoA ligase. Lineage: Eukaryota; Fungi; Ascomycota; Dothideomycetes; Mycosphaerellales; Mycosphaerellaceae. The transcript is spliced from 2 exons. Bases 1 to 5199 code for a protein of 1732 amino acids. Gene Ontology annotation, biological process: fatty acid metabolic process. The record is from RefSeq and is a predicted model, not a curated record. Gene Ontology annotation, molecular function: phosphopantetheine binding; medium-chain fatty acid-CoA ligase activity.